Messenger RNA from Nanorana parkeri, 3783 nucleotides. RefSeq names its product nuclear factor of activated T-cells 4 (gene NFATC4). Gene Ontology annotation, molecular function: DNA-binding transcription factor activity, RNA polymerase II-specific; transcription factor binding; RNA polymerase II cis-regulatory region sequence-specific DNA binding. Gene Ontology annotation, biological process: calcineurin-NFAT signaling cascade; cytokine production; regulation of transcription by RNA polymerase II. Gene Ontology annotation, cellular component: transcription regulator complex. The record is from RefSeq and is a predicted model, not a curated record. Bases 40 to 3318 code for a protein of 1092 amino acids. The transcript has 10 exons. NCBI's taxonomy places the organism in Eukaryota, Metazoa, Chordata, Amphibia, Anura, Dicroglossidae.
UCUUUUUCUAUCUUCUGACCACAUCCCUCAGUCUUUCAAAUGGGGGCAGCUAUUUGUCAAGAUGGGGAGCUGGAUUUUCGGCUGAUUUUUGGCGAGGAAGACUCAGACGCUGCAUCACCCAGAAGCACUAUGCACGCAGCUGAUCUGGAAUCUGAUGACCCUUCCUUAUGUAAUGAUGUGACCACAGACACAUUGACUCUGAAUCCACCUUCUAGCAGUACCGCUGGAGGAGCAGGUGGUGGAGUGGGUUGUAUGACAAGAGCAGGCAUGCAUUCACCACCUCCAAGACGUGCCUCAGAUAAUGACCUAAAUGGGACAUUUAUCAGCCAACCAUGCCGGUUUAUUCCUCUUGGUGGAUCACGUUUCCUUGAAUGUCCAAGUAUACGUAUUACAAGUGAUUCACCUUCAAACAGUGAUGGAGAACAAGAAGAGUCAAGUAGGAAUGAUAUUUGGGAUGAGAAACCUCACCGUGAUCAGUUGUUUCUCCCACCAGAUCCAUUUGGUUAUCGGGACUCUUUUCUAAGCCCUAGUCCAGCAAGCAGCCAUUCUUCAUGGAGUUUUCUUUCCUCUGAGGCUUCUUCUUGUGACUCUCUCGGACAAAUGUGUGAAGAAGUAGAAAGAGAGCUCAAUGAAGCAGCCUCACGAUUUACACUUGCUUCUCCACUAGGCUCCCCAAGAGGGUCACCAAAACCUUGGGGUGGUCACAAUGAUGAAUUUUGGACAACUGUUCCCAUUUCAGGUGCUCCUCCUUCACCCCGGGAAGAAUUACUAUCACCCUACCAUUCAGGCCAGGUUUCAAGACCUACAUCUCCUUGUGGUAAAAGGAGGUAUUCAAACUCAAAUGAUGAAGGUGUUCGUCAAACCAGCUCCCCUUCCCCAUCGCAUUCACGCCGAGGAAGCCUAGGGGAUGAGAACCUCUCCGCAGAAACAGAAGCUUCCCCCAAGCCCACUGAUCAGAGCCAACAGGCAAUGUCAACCUCUCUGGAGAGAGGCGAUAACAUUCCACAGAAGGCCAGAAGAACCUCAGCAGAGCAGACGGUGGCCCCUGUUAGGCCUGAGGAGUCCACGAGUCCUGGAAAAACCUUUUCUUCAGGUUCAUCUGUAGGUGUAAAUGAUGAGAGUACUGGAAUGUUCCCUCAAAACAGAAAAGAUAAUGUGGGGAUGGAUUAUCUAGCUGUUCCGUCAGCAUUGGCCUGGUCCAAAGCAAGAGUUGGAGGACAGAGUCCAAUAUUCAGGUCAUCCUCUCUACCACCUCUGGACUGGCCACUGCCCAGUCAGUUUGAAGGUUUAGAACUAAGAAUAGAAGUGCAACCAAGAACCCAUCACCGAGCCCAUUAUGAAACAGAAGGGAGCAGGGGGGCAGUGAAAGCUUCACCUGGGGGACACCCAAUUGUCAAGCUUAUAGGAUAUAAUGAGAAGCCACUGACCCUCCAGAUGUUUAUUGGAACAGCGGAUGAGCGUAACCUGAGAUCUCACGCCUUUUACCAAGUUCAUCGCAUAACAGGAAAAAUGGUGGCUACACCCAGCUAUGAAGCUCUUGUAGGAAGCACCAAAGUUCUGGAGAUGUCCCUUUUGCCUGAAAACAACAUGUGUGCCAAUAUAGACUGCGCCGGAAUUCUAAAGCUCCGAAAUUCAGACAUUGAGCUCCGGAAGGGUGAGACAGACAUUGGCCGAAAGAACACGCGUGUUCGACUUGUGUUUCGUGUGCAUAUUCCACAGGGUGGUGGGAAAGGAGUUUCUCUACAAGUGGCGUCUGUACCUAUAGAGUGCUCUCAGCGUUCAGCACAAGAGCUCCCUCAAGUGGAAAACUACACUCUCAGCGCAUGCUCAGUGAAUGGUCGGGAAGAGUUGCUCCUGUGUGGUUCCAACUUCCUUUCAGAUUCAAAAGUGAUCUUCCUAGAGAAAGGUCCAGAUGGAAAACUGCAAUGGGAAGAAGAAGCAAAAGUAAACAGAUUGAAAAGUAAUGAGUCUCUGCUGUCUGUGCAAGUCCCAGAGUACUGUAAUACGGAGAUAACACGCCCCCUACAGGUCUACUUCUAUAUUUCCAAUGGACGCAGGAAAAGGAGCCCUAUGCAAAGUUUUCGGUACCUACCAAUCAUUUUUAAAGAGGAGCCUCUUCCUGAGAUAGCUUUACAUAGGUUUCCCUCUGCCCCUCUUCCUCCUCCUUGUCACAUAUCUUUAGAUCCAACACAGAUGGACUUGUCUGCAAACUUUGUCCCUGCUCUACCACCAAACUUGCCUGAAACUCCCAUGGAUGUAUCUCCCUAUUAUACCUCUCCACACCAGGAAAAAAUGUUCCCAGGUACUUCAGAUUGCGGUGUAGGAAGUAGUUCCUUUUUGGGGUGCUACUUUAAUCCCCCAGUAGCUCCUGAGUUUAAAUGCCCCAUCCCAUACCAUGAGAGCAAUAGUGAUGUUUCACUAACUUUGCCAUUUCAAUCAAACACUAGCUCUCCUCUUCCUCCAAGUCCAGUUCCCUGGUCCCCUCAGCCCUGCUCUUCCCAAUCCUCAUGUUCAACUACAUUUAGUGGAUCUUUGCUUUCCCAUUUAAAUUCACCCAAUAAAAUGGAGGAGAGAAGUGCAGGUCCACAUCAGAAUUAUUCCUCUUCCCCUAUUUUAGCAAGUCUAGAUUUUGAAACAAAUGCACAUAAUUUUGUCCGUGAUUAUCAGCCAUAUCCAGACUGUGCUCCUCCCACAUACACAACAUUAGGUGAAAGUAGGUCCCUAGAGACAAUGCAGGUUAAACUUUCUACCACAUCUCCAGAAGUGGACAGAAGAGAGCCAUGUGCUACCAAUCAACAUUUUACUGGAAGCUCAAUCUCCAGUCAUCCUGGUAAUCCAACACAAACAUUAAACUCAAAAACAGAAGAUGGCUCUGUUAGUCAUUCUGAAUUUUCUAUGCAAGUUUCCAGUUUGGGUGUCCCCAAGGACAAUAAUGCGCCACAAGCAUAUUCUGCCUCUUACCAAAGCUUGACCAACUGCACCAGCCAACUCACGAACCUUUGCCCUUCUGCACAUCCUGUUCCCUUAUCUUCACCUUCUUCCCCACUCAUUCCUAGCGCUACAAUUCCUAGUCAAAAGGCAUCAUCAGAUGUUUCAUUGGGCAUGUCAUCAAAUCAGACUGAGAAAGAUACCUGUUACCAGAACCAUUCUGAAGAAUAUGCUAAAUCUUCCAGCAAUGAGGGAAGAGAUUUGGGAAAGGAAAGUCAAGGGUUUGAAAGCCCUUUCCACCCUAUUCCAAUCCAGGGGAUCACACUGGAAGAAGUAAGUGAAUUCAUAGGUCAAGACCUACAUCGUUUUCCAGAGCCGCGUCAGAAUUAAAACAUGGCAUCUAAUCAAAAAUAACAGCCGUCUCUAACCAUCCCAGAAAAAAAAGACACAUUUCAGCAGCAAAUGCAUCCAGAGCAAGCUUUGGAUAAUUGUGGAGCAGCAGAACAUCUACAUUUUUCAGAAGUAUAAACAAGCUACUGAUCGUAGAUGCCUACCAGCAGGACAUGUUACAUUUUCGGUCUUGUUUUCUUUUUUUAAUCUUUUACAUUUUCAGCUCUUCUGUAGCAUAAAGGAUUAUAUUUGUUCAUGUAUUUGGUAUGAUGUGACUGUCAAACAGUCUUUUGUAUAUAAUGAGGGUACCUGCAAUGAACCUCCACUUUCCAAUCCUUUCAAACUGUUUUAAAUAUGGCUCUGAAUUUACUUUCCAAUUUUUAUUUAUGACAUCAAAUUUGCCAACUAUAAAUGGCAGUAAUAACAGAUUUUAGAGCAUCUGACAGAUGUUUUAAGAUCUGAUUC